Messenger RNA from Caenorhabditis briggsae, 1860 nucleotides. NCBI's taxonomy places the organism in Eukaryota, Metazoa, Nematoda, Chromadorea, Rhabditida, Rhabditidae. Bases 1 to 1860 code for a protein of 619 amino acids. The record is from RefSeq and is a predicted model, not a curated record. The transcript has a single exon.
AUGAAAUCGUUCCACAUUCUUCUAUUAGCCGCAUUCGUGGCUUACUUUCAUGCUAUGCCAAUUGAUCCGAAGACUUCUCAUCUGGGACUUCAUAGUGAUAGUGCUCCAUUGCGUCCAGCCAGACACACAGAUGAGAAGCCAACAAUGAAUCAAGGAGCUGAGGAGGAGAAGAAGCGUCCAGCCAGAGCUGCAGAGGAUCAACCAAAGGGAACCCAAGGAGCUGAUGAGGAGAAGAAGCGUCCAGCUAGAGAUGCUGAGGAUCAGCCAAAGGGAACCCAAGGAGCUGAUGAGGAGAAGAAGCGUCCAGCUAGAGAUGCUGAGGAUCAGCCAAAGGGAACCCAAGGAGCUGAUGAGGAGAAGAAGCGUCCAGCCAGAGCUGCUGAGGAUCAGCCAAAGGGAACCCAAAGAGCUGAUGAGGAGAAGAAGCGUCCAGCCAGAGCUGCAGAGAAUCAACCCAAGGGAACCCAAGGUGCUGAUGAGGAGAAGAAGCGUCCAGCCAGAGCUGCAGAGAAUCAACCCAAGGGAACGCAAGGAGCUGAUGAGGAGAAGAAGCGUCCAGGUAGAGCUGCUGAGGAUCAGCCAAAGGGAACCCAAGGAGCUGAUGAGGAGAAGAAGCGUCCAGGUAGAGCUGCUGAGGAUCAGCCAAAGGGAACCCAAGGAGCUGAUGAGGAGAAGAAGCGUCCAGCCAGAGCUGCAGAGAAUCAACCCAAGGGAACGCAAGGAGCUGAUGAGGAGAAGAAGCGUCCAGCCAGAGCUGCAGAGAAUCAACCCAAGGGAACGCAAGGAGCUGAUGAGGAGAAGAAGCGUCCAGGUAGAGCUGCUGAGGAUCAGCCAAAGGGAACCCAAGGAGCUGAUGAGGAGAAGAAGCGUCCAGCCAGAGCUGCAGAGAAUCAACCCAAGGGAACGCAAGGAGCUGAUGAGGAGAAGAAGCGUCCAGCCAGAGCUGCAGAGAAUCAACCCAAGGGAACGCAAGGAGCUGAUGAGGAGAAGAAGCGUCCAGCUAGAGCUGCUGAGGAUCAAGCCAAGGGAACCCAAGGAGCUGAUGAGGAGAAGAAGCGUCCAGCCAGAGCUGCAGAGGAUCAACCCAAGGGAACCCAAGGAGCUGAUGAGGAGAAGAAGCGUCCAGCUAGAGCUGCUGAGGAUCAAGCCAAGGGAAACCAAGGAGCUGAUGAGGAGAAGAAGCGUCCAGCCAGAGAUGCUGAGGAUCAACCAAAGGGAACCCAAGGAGCUGAUGAGGAGAAGAAGCGUCCAGCUAGAGCUGCAGAGAAUCAACCAAAGGGAACCCAAGGAGCUGAUGAGGAGGAGAAGCGUCCAGCUAGAAAUGCUGAGGAUCAGCCAAAGGGAACCCAAGGAGCUGAUGAGGAGAAGAAGCGUCCAGCCAGAGCUGCUGAGGAUCAGCCAAAGGGAACCCAAAGAGCUGAUGAGGAGAAGAAGCGUCCAGCUAGAGAUGCUGAGGAUCAGCCAAAGGGAACCCAAGGAGCUGAUGAGGAGAAGAAGCGUCCAGCCAGAGAUGCUGAGGAUCAACCAAAGGGAACCCAAGGAGCUGAUGAGGAGAAGAAGCGUCCAGCUAGAGCUGCUGAGGAUCAACCAAAGGGAACCCAAGGAGCUGAUGAGGAGAAGAAGCGUCCAGCUAGAAAUGCUGAGGAUCAGCCAAAGGGAACCCAAGGAGCUGAUGAGGAGAAGAAGCGUCCAGCUAGAGCUGCUGAGGAUCGGCCAAAGGGAACCCAAGGAGCUGAGGAGGAGAAGAAGCGUCCAGCCAGAGCUGCAGAAGAUCAACCAAAGGGAACCCAAGGAAUUGAUGUCAAUCCAAUUGACGCCGUCUACGCUGACACGGGAGACACCCGUUUCUUCAUCUUCUAA